Molecule: messenger RNA, 2449 nt
Organism: Panthera uncia (snow leopard)
Lineage: Eukaryota; Metazoa; Chordata; Mammalia; Carnivora; Felidae
Product: pre-mRNA-splicing factor SYF2-like
Exons: 7
Coding region: 67-807 (246 amino acids)
Cellular component (GO): catalytic step 2 spliceosome; post-mRNA release spliceosomal complex; Prp19 complex
Source: RefSeq, a predicted model, not a curated record
GGGGCGGGACAAAGGCAGACGGAAGUGUUCUGUGUUGUUGCCGGAAGUGGCGAGGGAAAGUUUGUGAUGGCGGCUGCAAUUUUAGCCGAAAAGGUGCCGGUGGACAACGCGGAGGAGGGGGAGCAGCCCCUGGCGACGGCAGCGGAGCUGGCCGCGCAGAAGCGCGAACAGAGGCUUCGCAAAUUCCGGGAGCUGCACCUGAAGCGGAAUGAGGCUCGCAAAUUGAAUCACCAAGAAGUUGUUGAAGAAGAUAAAAGACUCAAGUUACCUGCUAACUGGGAAGCCAGAAAGGCCCGUCUGGAAUGGGAACUGCAGGAAGAAGAAAAGAAGAAGGAAUGUGCCGCCAGAGGGGAAGACUAUGAGAAAGUGAAGCUGCUGGAGAUCAGUGCGGAAGAUGCAGAAAGAUGGGAGAGGAAGAAGAAGAGGAAAAACCCUGACCUGGGAUUCUCAGAUUAUGCUGCUGCCCAGUUACGUCAAUAUCAUCGGCUGACCAAACAGAUCAAACCUGACAUGGAAUCGUAUGAGAGACUGAGAGAAAAACAUGGAGAAGAGUUUUUCCCAACAUCCAACAGUCUUCUUCACGGAACACACGUGCCUUCCACAGAGGAGGUCGAUAGGAUGGUCACAGAUCUGGAAAAGCAAAUCGAAAAACGAGACAAAUACAGCCGGAGACGUCCUUAUAACGACGAUGCAGACAUCGACUACAUUAAUGAAAGGAAUGCUAAAUUCAACAAGAAAGCAGAAAGAUUCUAUGGGAAAUAUACGGCUGAAAUUAAACAGAAUUUGGAAAGAGGAACAGCGGUCUAAUCCCUUCAGGAACUGUUAGGAACUGUUUUUAAAAGCUUGACAAUGCUGGCAAAUUGAAGUUCUCUUCAAAGUUUUAUCAGGAAACCAGCAGUCAUUCUACGAUGCCUUCCUCAUCAGCAUUUGGAAAUAAAUGUUUUUCUUAAACAUAUACUUCCAUGUAUAUUCCCCUAUUUCUGUGCUUGGAUAGAAGAUGCAUUUUAAGAUGUAGUGUACUUGGUCUGUAAAAAUCUACUUUGUAUAAAUACUAAUUAUUUUUCUAUGUAUUUUAAACGUAUAUGACUAAUCUUUGAAACGUUUGGGCUUCAGAUGAUCGGCAGCAUACGUAAAUGCAGUCAUUGUUGCUUUGAAUAUUGUUAUGAAUUUGACAAAAUCUAGAGCUGGACUCGGCAACCUUUUGAGCUCGUAGACUCCGAAGCUAAGUACAGUGAGGAGGAAGGAAGGUGGCCAUGGCUACUGGAGGGCUCUGUCUACCCACGGCUGCUUCGGACCAAGUUCAGGAAGCAGCAGAACUGUCUUCUGUGAAUAUUGACAUAUACAGUUCCUUUUAUAAAAAGCAAAUAUCCUAUGGAAUAGAAUCCCUACUAAACACUAAAACAUUUAAAACAAGUAAGUGUAUAUAUAUAUAUAUGUAUAUAUAUACACACACAUAUACAUACUCGUGUGUACAUAUAUAUAUAUAUAUAUGUAUAUGCUGAAGUCUGUGCUUUCACUGUAUAAACAUUAAAAAAUUUUUCCUUUAUGGGGAAUUCAUGACAGUCAAUAGAAGACAGAAUAAUACAAUGAAUCCCGUAUACCCAGUGUCUCUCUUCAGGAAUCCUCAACUAGCCAGCUUGUCUCCUCUUCAUUUCUAUCUACUUUCUCCUCCAUGAGUCCCAUGUGACUUUGAAGCAAAUAUUAGAUGUAUAAUUUUGUCUGUAAAUAUUUUAGUACCUGAAAGAUAAAGACUGUUGUUAUCACAACAAUAGUUUUAAGAAAAGUCCAGAGAGACAGAUAGGUACGGCUUUUUCUAUGUGUUGAAUAAAAUGCUGAAUACCUAAUGAGGGGCAUUCUAAAUCUGAAAGAGAAAAUUUCAUAAAUAUAUCAGCAUUUGUUUUUAAAGACAAUUUAAUACCACUGGUGAUUAUUCCCUUCUAAAAUGUAUGUAGCCGUUGGGAUCCCUGGGUGGCUCAGUUGGUUAAGCGUUCAACUCUUUUGAUUUUGGCUCAGGUCAUGAUCUCAUGGUCAUGGGAUCAAGUCCUGCAUCAGGCCCUGUGCUAAGCCUGCCUAAGAUUCUCUGCCCUCCCCUGUGCGUGUGGGGCGCACGUAUGCUCUCUUAAAAAAAAAAAAAAUCAUGUAGCACAUUCUAUUUUUGUACUCGUUUCUGCUUCUAGCAUUUGUGCAGUUAAUCAGGUCUGAUCACAGGGCCUUGAUACUGCCUCUGAGAAUAUAUUGAACAUGUUUCUACUUCCAUUUAAACUAUCUUGUUUAAGUUUUUGGUCCUGAAUAUUACAAUAGCCAAAAAAAAAAAAAAAAGUCAAAACAUUGUCAAAUGUACUUAAAAGCAUAGUUCACUAUAAGCCAGCAAAGUUUAUUCUAAGAAUUCAAGAAUAGCUUUGUAGACCUAUUAGUUGCCUUUCCAAUAUCAAUUACCUGUUCUUUGUUA